AUGGCACAGCGACUGCUUCUGGCUCAGCCGUCCGAGCGGCUGCUUUCCCAGGACCAAAGCCUUGCCUUGGUUCAGAUAUUCCUCAAUGCUGCACUGGCGUGUAUCGCUCAUGCAAGAGAGCUCAUCCCAUGGACAGCACCGUGUUUCUGCACUCGACGUAUUGACGAAAUCGUAUUUGACGAUGAGCAGAAUGCAAAAGCAUUGUAUUCGUCUUUUCAAGCUGUCACCCAGCAAGAGGCCGGCGAGGGUCAAGAAGUCAAAGUCCUCGUCCCUGGCGGUCAUCGACGCGCUGACCAGCUACUUGAAAUGCUUGAGCAAGGAGUCUUCGACGCUCUGGAACGUGGUUACCUGCAGGAUCUCCAGGUCUUUGUGACACGGUCCUCACAGGGCCAACUUUCAGUCCUGGAGAACUAUCAUUUCGUCUUUGCUUAUGAAAAGGGGCGCGUCAGCAGCGUUCAAGUGAACCCCACGAAUCACACGUUCACCCUGGAAAACGUCCACAAGAGCUUCAAGGCGAGCAUCCGAGCAUUGCUCCGAUCACUGCGCGACCUACCUCGUCUUCCAGCCCGCCGCAGACUGGGAAUGAGCCUUGCUUACAACAAGUCGUGCCCCACCCUGUAUCAGCCGCCAGGAUUCGUGGACAAGAACGACUUCCAAGAGGUGGAUGCCGAAGUAGUAUGCGGGUCGCUAGGGGGAGGCACAGAGGAUGUCGUUGGCGUGCUGGAAUCAGGUCACUACCAGAUCCGUGUCACUGUCCGUACGGCUGAGUCGGAAGCUCAGGACUCGUCCGUCGACCUCCAGGAUACCGAGAUGAGCAAGCAACUUCAAGCGAUGCAAAAGACUUCAUCCAGUCACAGCAACAAUCUGCUCUCGACGCUGAAAGAAUCGACACCUGCGAUUAAACGCCGCGCCGAUGCCCCAAUUCCCGACAGCAGGCGUGAGAAACGGAACGGCGUACAAAACUCUGAAGGGGGUAUCAUGGCAGGUGCAACCGGAGCAAGUGCGCUCAACAGUCCUCGAAGCCUAGGAAACAUGAGCUUUCCUCAGCUGGAUACGGCCGGCGCCAAGGACUCGCCACUUGAGUUCACAGCCAUGACACGGAGCUCGCCGAAGGUGGUAGGAGCCCGUCUCGCCGUGACGAAGCUAGCGGAGCUUCUAGUACACUGCUACGCAGUCCAGAAAGAGAUGGCAGGUGGUGGAGGAGCUAUCUUUGACGGAGACUUACUCGCCGAAGGAAAGAUCAAGAGGAUCUGCCGAUCGACUGAUAUCAGCUGUGAAUGUGGAAGUCCGAAGCAAGACAAGGAAAUGCUAUAUUGCGAAGUAUGCGACGGAUGGCAACAUAGAGAAUGCUAUGGAUAUGACGGAACAUCUCCCACAGCUAUCGCUGCUGAUGAGCGUUUCUGCUAUACCUGCCUGUUGUCCGGAGGGAAGCCAGAAGAUCGAGAAUCUCCGCUGUCCAUCGUCCUCUUGCGGCGGGCCGUCAACUACUUGACAACUCAGGUCAAAUCCGGAUCGCGAAUUGGUGACGACUUCCUGCAUAUCCGGCUGAACCCCGUGCGAUGGACCAAAGACGUCUUCACUCGCGUGAUUAAUCGCCUGGUAGAAGAGCACCUGCUUUUGCGUAGGCAGCGACGACUUUUCGAGGUUCAACCGCUGAAACAGCCAGAGCUGCACCAGCUCAAAGAGAAGUGUGCGAGUGCCUUGGCGUCGAUAGAUCAUCUCUAUGAAGUCUCUCCAGGCGGUGAAGAUCCAAUGAAACGCUCCACUGAGCUUAUGCAGGCGCUUGAAGCAUACGCUCAUGGACGGGAUUUCGCAAGAGCCGAAGGGUGUGAAGAAAUGGUAUCGUACGACGAGUUCGGUGACCCUACUGUGCGCUGGAUAUACCGCCCUGUCUCAAGCGACUUAUCCACGGAGGCAGUUGACAAUGCAGGAACAGCAACACCAAUACGCCGACGAAAGAUCAGCAUCUCCCGCAUGCUGAUCAACGUUGACUACUCACCAUCUGCAGCCAGCGUUAUGAGCGUGGGCGAACAACCAAGCCUAGUCCGUGACCAUAUACCGUACAGCACCGAUUCCAGCACCGCCGAAUCCACCACGACUGCGGACUGA
Molecule: messenger RNA, 2109 nt
Organism: Cladophialophora yegresii CBS 114405
Lineage: Eukaryota; Fungi; Ascomycota; Eurotiomycetes; Chaetothyriales; Herpotrichiellaceae
Exons: 4
Coding region: 1-2109 (702 amino acids)
Biological process (GO): meiotic recombination checkpoint signaling; synaptonemal complex assembly
Cellular component (GO): nucleus
Source: RefSeq, a predicted model, not a curated record